This is a messenger RNA of Mixia osmundae IAM 14324, 2187 nucleotides long. RefSeq lists its product as uncharacterized. Gene Ontology annotation, biological process: DNA replication; carbohydrate metabolic process. Bases 1 to 2187 code for a protein of 728 amino acids. The transcript has 12 exons. Gene Ontology annotation, molecular function: mRNA m(6)A methyltransferase activity; hydrolase activity, hydrolyzing O-glycosyl compounds. NCBI's taxonomy places the organism in Eukaryota, Fungi, Basidiomycota, Mixiomycetes, Mixiales, Mixiaceae. Gene Ontology annotation, cellular component: delta DNA polymerase complex; RNA N6-methyladenosine methyltransferase complex; nucleus. The record is from RefSeq and is a predicted model, not a curated record.
AUGUCGGCCGAUCAGCUCAGCAUAUUGCGACAUAGACUCCUCAUCGAGAAGCUCCCGAUCACCUAUCGAGGCGUCAGCAGGCUCUGCAAUGUUCACGUCAAUGACGCCAAGAAGAUCUUGUUCGCGCUGCAUGAGCAAGCAGCAAGCACGUCGCGACCACUCGUAGCCACUUAUUUCCUCGCUGGCCAACUCAGCCCGGCCUCCAUCGCGCAAGACGAGCCCAUGACUGAGGAGACCGAUUCCAAACCUGCAGUCAAUGGAGGGCAAGGGAGUCAGACCUCUCAGGUCAAUGUUGCGCCGCUCGAAUUGCUACUCGAAGCCAAGCGCCAGCCAGAGCGAAUCACGCGCCGUGCGGCCAUCCUCGUUUCGCACGACGAGCUACAAGAGGCGAAGAAACGAUUUGAGAAUCUGUCGUCGUACCAUAUCUACAGCCUCUCGCCUGCAGCUGUACCGGAUCCAUCCGUGCUCACCACGAGCACAGCCGUCCUCAUCAGGACUGACCGAGCUUGCGCCAAAUCAUGGGCAAAUUCAGGAGAUGGUCAGACGCUUGGCUUGAUCUGGAAUCCCCAUCGCGGUAUGGCCCAGCCUGUACCCAAACGUCCCAUGGAAGAUGCAGCGGCGAAUCAGCCCGUCAAGAAAGUGGCAAAGACGAGCGCUGUUGGGGAAAGCAAGUCGAGCAAACCCGAUAUACCGAUCAAAACGGAGAAGCUCAAGGACAAGCACGUCGAAGCGAAACAGCCUGCUGAUAUAUUGGAUGGUAUCGACUUUGACGACGAGAUGGGACUCUCUUCCUCCCAGCACGCAUCGCCGAAGAAGAAGGUGCGGAAGACAAGGACCGUGCAGAAGCCGGUCAGGGUCAAGAACGAAAAGGGCGUAUGGAAGACAACGGGUAUGGAGGAUGUCGAAGAAUCCUACUCGGAGGACGAAGAGCCCGAGCACAAAGCGAUCUCCAAAUCGCCUUCCAACACGUCCAUCACCCCCAAGAGCUCCCAGCCCGCGAGCAGUAUACAGGAAACAAAACCGGCCGUCAAGAGAAAUUGGCCACCACCUAAGCCGACCGCUGCUCCCCCCAAGCCCCUUGCGACUGCGCUGAGCCAGAUGAUGGACAAGAAGCGCAGGGCAGAGACGAGCCUAGAGUCUCUGCUCAGCAAGCGUACUUCCGGCCAGAUCCUACUGCAACAGUCGUUCAGAGACGAAUCUGUGCCCUUGCUUGAGCUCUGCGAACACACAACACGACCGGCAUGCUCUCGACAUCUUCGUUCCUGCUCAAAGGUACACUUUCAGCUCAUUCGACGACCGCAGACCGACCUCAGCUUGGGCGCAUGCUCCUAUUUGUCGACAUGUCACCAUCCCAACUCAUGCCGGUACCUACACUACGACCUGGAGGAGCCGACUGCCAACACAAAGCCCUUUGCGCAGUCAGAGAGCAGCACAUCUGACGCGCUCACUGGACUGCGCUUGCCGCCUUCGCGUCUGAGGCCUCUAAUGCCAGCACAGUGGAUCGACUGCGACUUGCGCACGCUCGAUCUUACCGUGCUCGGCAAAUUCUCGGUCGUCAUGGCUGACGCGCCCUGGGAUAUCCGCAUGGACUUGCCCUACGGCACGAUGACGGACGACGAGAUGAAGUCCAUGUCGAUCGGAUCUCUGCAAGACGAUGGCGGCCUGAUGUUCUUGUGGGUCACCGGGCGGGCGCUCGAGUUGGGCAGGGAAUGUCUGAAGUCUUGGGCGUACGAGAGAGUUGAUGAGAUCGUCUGGGUCAAGACGAAUCAGCUUCAGCGAUUGAUCAGGACGGGCAGAACGGGACACUGGCUCAACCACAGUAAGGAACAUUGCAUCGUCGCCUACAAACGACCCAAAAGCUGGGGCAGAAGAAAGCCAACGCGAGACGAGCAGGACGCGCUGCUCUCGUGGACCCAUCGAGGCGUCGACUGCGACGUCAUCGUGAGUGAGAUGAGAGAGACAUCGCGCAAGCCGGACGAGAUAUACGAGAUCAUCGAGCGUAUGGCACCCAGCGGCAGAAAGAUCGAGCUCUUCGGUCGCAAGCACAACUUUCGCCCCGGCUGGCUCACCCUCGGCAAUCAGAUAGGCUCAGACUGCGUGCACGAUCCUCAUCUCGUCGAGCGCGUCAAUGUUCGCUACCCUGAUCGAGCUCUGAAGCUAGCAUCGAACGAAGACAACAGAGAUUGA